CAUGGUCUGGGAGGCUAGAAGUCCAAAUUCAGAGUGCCAGCUCUAAAGGAAAGCUUUCUUUCUCUGUGAGCUCUGGAGGAAGGUUCUUGUCAUCGAUCUUCCCUUGGUCUAGGAGCUUUACUGUGCAGGAACCUCAGAUCCAAAGAACAGGCUCUGCUCCCAGCACUGCUUUCUUGGUGUCGUGAGGUCCACAACUCUCUGCUCACUUCUCUCUCCUUUUAGCUCUUGUAAGAUAAAAAGUGCUGCAGGCCACACCCCAGGGAAACUGCUGGAUCAGGGAAGUGGUGUUACAUCCCACCCUAAUCUUCUUCAGCAUAACCCAAUCUUCCUCUUUAACCACAGGCAGAGAUCAGGAUUUAGAACACAUAUGGAAAUUACAUCAAUCACAAAAUGGAGGACAACCAUAAAAUACUGGCAAUCAUAGCCUAGCCAAACUGACACAUAUUUUUGGGGGACAGAAUUCAAUCUAUGUCAGUAUCCAAGUUGAUACGCUGGGGUGCAAUGGCAUUGAACAAUGAGAGAAUACCAGUAUCUAAGAGGGAUGGGACUCCUGUGGUAUGUUAUGAGCCUCUGCUUCUGUGGGAUCCUGCAAAGUGGUGUCUCAGAACGCUGCGAUGACUGGGGACUGGAUACCAUGAGGCAAAUCCAAGUAUUUGAAGAUGAGCCAGCUCGCAUCAAGUGCCCACUCUUUGAGCACUUCUUGAAAUAUAACUACAGUACGGCCCACUCAGCUGGCCUCACCCUGAUCUGGUAUUGGACAGGGCAGGAUCGAGACCUUGAGGAACCAAUUAACUUCCGCCUCCCUGAGAACCGAAUUAUUAAAGAGAAGGAUGUGCUGUGGUUCCGGCCCACCCUCCUCAAUGACACGGGCAACUAUACCUGCAUGUUAAGGAACACGACUUAUUGCAGCAAAGUUGCAUUUCCUCUGGAAGUUGUUCAAAAGGACAGAUGCUUCAAAUCUCCCAUGAAACUCCCAGUGCAUAGGCUAUAUCUAGAACAUAGUCUUCAGAAGAUCACUUGUCCAAAUGUAGACGGAUUUUUUCCUUCCAAUGUCAAACCAACCGUCACUUGGUAUAAGGGCUGUUUAAAAAUUCAGGACUACAAUUUUAUAAUUCCUGGUGGCAUGAACUUGGAUUUUACCUAUGCCACUUAUUCAGUUAGUGAUAAUUAUACGUGUGUUGUAACGUAUCCAGAAAAUGGGCGGACCUUCCAUCUUACCAGGACUCUGACUGUAAGGGUGGUAGGCUCACCAGUAGAUGCAUUGCCCCCCCAGAUCCAUUCACCUGAUGAUAUCGUAAUCUAUGAGAAAGAACCAGGAGAGGAACUUCUCCUUCCCUGUAAAGUCUUUUUUACUUUCCUGAUGGACUCUCACAAUGAGAUUUGGUGGACCAUUGAUGGGAAAAAGCCUGAGGACACCAAUAUGAACAUAACGGUCAGCGAAAGUACGAUUCAUAGUAAAACAGAAGAUGAAACCAGAACUCAGACUUUGAGUAUCAAGAAAGUUACCCCAGAGGAUCUCAAGCGAAGCUAUGUCUGUCACGCUAGAAAUGCCAGAGGGGAGGCCAACAAGACCGCGACGGUAAAGCAGAAAGUGGUAACUCCAAGAUACACAGUGGAACUGGCCUGUGGCUUUGGAGUCACAGUCCUGCUGGUGGUCAUUCUCAUUGUUGUUUACCAUGUGUACUGGCUGGAGAUGGUCCUGUUUUACCGGGCUCAUUUUGGAACAGAUGAAACCAUUUUAGACGGGAAGGAGUACGAUAUUUACGUAUCUUACGCGAGGAAUGCUGAAGAAGAAGAAUUUGUGUUACUGACCCUCCGUGGAGUUUUGGAGAAUGAAUUUGGAUACAAGCUGUGCAUCUUCGACCGAGACAGUCUUCCUGGGGGAAUUAUCACAGAUGAGACCUUGAGCUUCAUUAAGAAAAGCAGACGCCUCCUGGUUGUCCUAAGCCCCAACUACGUGCUCCAGGGAACCCAAGCCCUCCUGGAGCUCAAGGCUGGCCUAGAAAACAUGGCCUCUCAAGGCAACAUCAACGUCAUUUUAGUACAGUACAAAGCUGUGAAGGAAAUGAAGGUCAAAGAGCUGAAGAGGGCUAAGACGGUGCUCACGGUCAUUAAAUGGAAAGGGGAGAAAUCCAGGUAUCCACAGGGCAGGUUCUGGAAGCAGCUGCAGGUGGCCAUGCCAGUGAAGAGAAGUCACAGGUGGUCUAGCAGUGACGAGCAAGGCCUCUCCUAUUCAUCCUUAAAGAACGUAUGAAAGGAGCAAUGAAAGUGGCAAAAAGAGCCAAGGCUACUCCAGAAAGGAAGUGUUCCCCCUUCUUUAUUCUAAGUUUAUUGUUUCAUGGGCAGAGAAAAAAAAAAAAUCUGUCAAAGCUUCUCCAUAGGGAUAAAUUCCGGGUGACUGUAUGACUGGAUAAUCUGCUUCCUCAGGCAACACUAAGUUGUAGAGUGAUAUUGUCACCAGUCUCUAAUGCCACUAUGUACCUUCCAGGCAAGAACUUGGUUGACCCUAUUCCUUUGCAUCCUUCAUCCCUGUUCCCAUGUGUCUGUAUUCCCUCUAUGUCAUCUUAACAUUAUGGGGCAGCCUUUUCCAAUGGCCUUAAUGACCCCUUAAAAACAAGUCAUCUGUUAACAGGGCCAUUAUGAUUUUCCAAGUAUCGUUUUCUUUUUCUUAUAUUUUUACUCAUCCAUUGAAAAAAAUCAUCAGGGCCUAGAUUUAUUUUAGCUCAAGCCCAUGAGUUCUUCUGCUUAUUCUGCUGUACAAUACACUACCACAGCUAGACUGAUAUCAACUUAACGAUGAUACAAAAGCAGUCUGUCUGAAAAUGUGCCUUAUUGAUCUUAAAAGGCUUGCCUGCAUUUUUUUUUUCCUUCCGUACAAUACCACCCUACCCUCCAUCUCAGGUACUUAGUUAAUGUCUUUUUUGUAAACUUAAAAAAAAAAAAAAACAUAAUUUUUGUUUUUAUUACAGUAAACUGAUCAUGUGUAGUUCAAACUGUAUUUAUCAUGUUACUUCCCUUUCCACCAUGCCUUGUAUCAGUUACUCAGACUUUGAAGGUGGCUCCGUACUUGCUUCUGUCUGAAAGGAAACUUCCCCUCAUGGUGCUAAUGGAGACCGAGAUAGUGGCAAGAUGCUUUUAAGGCAUUUUUCUGACUUGUGAGGAGAACAUAGAACAGGGUAUUUGGCAAUUUAUCUUUUAAUCCCAGCCUUGCUAAAGUGAAAUACUGGGAAGGUUAUUUUGCCUCACUCAUUUUUGUCUUCCUGUGGUAAAAUGUGGAGGUGGAACCCAGUUGCUUGAGUCGAAGGUUGUUUUUAGUGUUAAUAUUCUAAGGGAACUAACUGGACCCCCGUAUUUUCUGUAUUUAUUCACUGGUAUAGUUAAUAUGUUCGUUUCAAACAAGUUAAUCUGAAAAGCCACUGUCAAUGUGUUUGUUUUAAAUAGUUGAAAAGACUAGGAAAAGUGAAAACAAAGUCCGGAGUUUACAGAGUGGUGAAUAUCUAAAUUAGAUAGAAUAUAUAUAUAUUUGUGUGUCUGUAUAUGUAUAUGUGUGUGUAUGUAUACACACACAUCUAUAUAUGCAUGUAUAUAUAUGUAUGGAAACCCUGGUGGUGUAAUGGUUAAGUGCUGUGGCUGCUAACCAAAAGGUCAGCAGUUCGAAUUUACCAGGCACUCCUUAGAAACCCUAUGGAGCAGUUCUACUCUGUCUUAUAGGGUUGUUAUUAGUUGGAAUCGACUCAAUGGCAACAGGGUUUGUUUCUGCUUUUUUUUUUUAUUUUUAAUAUAUAUGUAUAUAUAUACACACAUGUAUAUAUAUAAGCAUGUAUAUAUAUACAUAAUAUGUAUAUGUAUAUAUACACACACACAUGAAUAUGACUUUAAUGGCCAUUGGCACAUCAAACUCCACUGCAACUCUUGUCCAGUUUUAAUUAUGUUUUUUGCUGUAAUGCUCUUGUGUAUUUUCUGUACAUUAAUAUUAUUUGUGAAUUCACAGCUCACAAAGUGGUAGUUCUCAUUAGUCCUUGCCUCCCCUAAGCUCGUAUCAAUAACUGACCACUGCUAUAGUUGACCUGGGUGCAGUGGAGUCAGUUACGCAGAGACCUUCGAUGGUUACUACUAAGGAGUUGGCAGCCAACUGGCAUGAACUGAUUACCUACUAUGUUCCCAGCACACACAUUAAAAAAAAAAAAAAGCUAUGUUAAUGUCAGUGCUCAAGAGCUGGAGAUAUAAAUCUCUAUUUGGACUAGUGAGUGAUAGAGGAAAGGAAAACAAAAUAUCGAUGAGUCUGAGUAUCUUAUGAAGCACCUUAACUUAUAAUUUAAGGAUGCCCUUAUCCUAGUAGUAUGGAUGUUGAUAAGCAAUUCUGAUACUGUUCCCUACAUGUUAAGUGUCCUUCAUCAGUAUUAAAGUCCCUGAUAAAGGAUUUCUCUAAGUAGGAGUCUGAUUAUUUUAAAUUGAAAAAAAUCUUUACCUUUGACUCUAAGAGUAUCUAACUUUUUUAGACUUAUAAAUGCUUUUCCACAUUACAAUCACCUUUUCUCCCCCUGUUAACUCUUCACUCACAAGACCCAUGGAGAGCUGUCUCCAGGUAAGCUUUGAGUACCAGUUUUACAUGAGCUCUAGGCAAACAAGGGCUAGACUCAGCACCAAGAGGCCAUGAGUUUGCCAAUGUUGAAUGCAUUUUGCACUUUUCAAUUCCAUAUUUAUCCCAAAUGUCCAAAUGGUGUUGGGUGUCCCUGGAAACUCCUUGAUGGAUAUUUAUUUUUCCUAUUUAUAUUCCUGCCUUUGCUACUGGACUUUUCCAGAAGAUAAAAUCUAAAGCAUCUCAAGUCUAAGCGAUAUGGCUCAUGCUGAGAAAAUUUUUUUCAAGAUUUUUGGUUGGUUUGUUUUAUGUUCCAGAAGAUACCUAACACGGGAACACUUGAAAGGGCUGAGGAAACAUAAUUUAAAGAGUGAGAAGAGCUCAUGCCUCUAAUGUUUUAAAAAAAAAAAAUUGUUUCCAUAUGUGAUCAAAGGACCUUCUGCACCCAGGUUAACAAAGAGCCAUGAUAUAUAGAGUGUCUAAUUAUGCAUUCAUAUAAAAUUAUUUCAUUUUCUUCUGUAUUGCAACUUAGAUAAUUCCUUAGGAUUCUAAUGAAGUGGUACUCCAUUGUAUUGGAAAGCAAACGCAUCACUCCACUUGUAAAUUAUCAUUGUGUUUUCAUGGGUUUUAGUAUUUUAAGAUUGUCUUUUUUUAUUUUAUUCAUGUACUUUUGUAUUUUCCAUAUUUCAUUUUAUUUGUAAAUUUGCUUAUUUUUUAAAUAAACCAUUUAUUUUCAGCUUUGAAUUUUAUUUUGUGCAUGUGUUUUAUGUCUUUCUUUUCAUCUUUGGGCAUAAGAAGUGAGACUGAAAAAAUGAAUGAUUAUAUUUAUGGUAAGAAAAGAAAUGAGCUACACUGGAUAAGAUUCUCUUUCUGAGAGUAAUCCGAGAAAAAGAGGGCCGUGUUGGUCUCAAGAAAAACCUUUCUUGUAUGUGAGCAAAAGGGUGUUACCUAAAUAAGAUGGAUUAAACCAGUAUACUCAGGCAUCUUUGUGUGUGUGUGUGUGUGUAUGUGUAUAUGUGUGUGUGUGUGAAAGCUAUAGUCUUUACAUAUAUUUAUAUCUAAUAUCUGUCAGAGAGAGAGAGAGCAAAAAAAAUUUUUUUUAAACAAUGUCAUAAGCCUAUCCCUUUCUGUUGAAUUUGGGCAGCUUUAAUACAACCAAGGCAGUUGCUGCUUUAUUAUGGAAUCAAGAAAUGCCCUGCUUUUAGUUAAUUAAUGACCAUUUGAAUCAAAAAUACAUUAUAUCACAGACUUCAGUUAAACCAGUGAUAAUAUUUGAAAAUGAAUUUUCGUUUGAGUUAGUAAUACUAAGUCAUAGGGACAGGAAUGUCUUCUUCCUUGAAAAAAAAAGCCCAUCCAUUUACUCAAAGAAUAUUUAUUGAGAUCCUAUAAAUGUGCUCUGAGCUAGUUAAAAAAAAAAAUUUUUUUUUUUGGAAAAUUUCUCUAAUGAAGAAUUUUUCUCUUUCAAAGAAGUCCCCAAAGAGUAGACUUAGGAUCAAUGGGUGAAAGUUACAAGGAAAUAAAUAUCUACUCAAUUAGGAAACAGCUUUAAAACAGUUGAACAGUAAUGGAAUUAACUCACUUAGGAAAUACUAGGUUCCCCAUGCCUAGAAAUCUGAUGGAUUUUCACUGAGAUGUUAUAUAUGGGCUUUUUGCAUUGGAUAAGUAGUGAUUGCUCUGAAGUUCUUCUAACUCUGCAUUUGCUAAAUGACAUUCUACUAGAACGUGGUGGUGUCUAUUUAGAAGUUUGAGUAUCAGUGGUUUGAACUGCAUCUACCUAGCUAUUCCUGCCCUUGUUAAAACUCCCAAGAUGUUUUCUUCAGUUUUUUUCCUGAUGUCAUUAGUGCUUUGACACCAGAGUAAAUUCACAGUAUGGUACAAGAGACGCCUUCAGCAACUAGUCUGUCUUAUUUUUCUUUUCCACCUGAGGACUGUGAGGUAAUUUAGCAAGGCGCUAGGAGAUUAAGUGUUCCAGUAUUUUUUAUCCAAAUUUGUUUUAAACUGAAUAGACCAUUUUUAAAAAUCCUACCAGUCCUUAUAAG
Messenger RNA from Loxodonta africana (African savanna elephant), 6618 nucleotides. RefSeq names its product interleukin 1 receptor accessory protein (gene IL1RAP). Bases 515 to 2254 code for a protein of 579 amino acids. The transcript is spliced from 11 exons. The record is from RefSeq and is a predicted model, not a curated record. Lineage: Eukaryota; Metazoa; Chordata; Mammalia; Proboscidea; Elephantidae. Gene Ontology annotation, molecular function: interleukin-1 receptor activity; interleukin-1 receptor binding. Gene Ontology annotation, biological process: signal transduction.